AUGAUCGGUAUAUCUGAAGAGCCCCCAAAGUCGCAUAAUGACUGGCCUAAUUAUCAAGGGUUCGAUACAUCGUACGAAGAAAGAGAGCCUGUCGAGCUAAAGGUAACUGGAAACAUUCCAUCAUGGGCUGCUGGCACUCUAUACCGCACCGGAAUUGGCAAGCGGGAGAUAGAAACAGAGAAAGGGUUGUUCCAAACACGCCACUGGUUCGAUGGCCUGGCGGUCGUCCAUAGAUUUCAAAUUCUACCACCGGAUGAGGAACAUUCGGAUGUCCGAGUCAUCUAUAACUCACGAAGCACCUGUGAUGGCCUUAUUGAGCAGAUCAGAAAAACUGGUGAACGGGACACAAUGACUUUUGCAAGGAAAUAUGACCCGUGCCAGAGCUAUUUCAAGAAGGUCAUGUCAGUCUUUAGGCCAGAUCGAGAACGGCCACCAAACGAAUACUCCAUGUCUAUCACCUUGUCUGUCGACUUCCCGGGGUUAGAACCUAAGAAAGGGAAGCUCAGCAGCGGGCAUUCUUCGGGCAUACAGGGGCUUGCAAACAAGACGGACUCUGCGAUGUUCCAGAUGUUAGAUCCAGAAACACUCGAACCGCUUGGAAUUGCGCACCAGAAAGUCCUUCACGAAGAGCUCAAAGGCCCUCUGUCUGGAGCUCAUGCGAAGUCUGAUCCGCUCACAGGAGAUAUAUAUAACUUCAACCUCGAGAUGGGGCCUACCACGACCUACCGUGUCUUCAGCGUCUCUCGCUCCACAGGCAAGACGUCCAUAUUAGCGACUAUUACAAGUGCGAGUGCAGCUUAUAUCCACUCAAUCUUCUUGACCGAGAAUUAUGUCAUUCUCUGUGUAUGGAAUUCCUUCUUUGUUGCUCACGGCUUGAAGAUCCUGUGGACUAGAAAUAUCCUUGAUGCCAUUGGAGAAUAUGACCCGUCUCGUCCUGCGAAAUGGUAUGUCAUUGACCGACGUACUCCUGAAAAUGGUGGCCAGGGUGUGGUAGCAACCUACGAGAGCGAUGCUUUUUUCUGCUUUCAUAGCGUCAAUGCCUACGAAACCCCUUCUCAGACUGGAUCUGGAACCGAUAUCAUCGCGGAUUUGGUUGCAUAUGACAACCUCAACUGCUUGAAAAGCUUCUAUCUCGAGAACCUCCGGUCUGAUUCGCCGAACGCAGGGGAGAUAAAGGCAAAGCACCCAUACACUACCGUUCUCCUAAGAUAUCGGCUACCAUAUAUCCGCUCGGAAUCAAAAGAAACUCCUCUAUCGACUCCGCAGUCACGGCGUUCCUCUACGAUAUUACAGAACCCUACACGACCUCACAGGGCUACCCUUGAAUUCAAGUCUGAGCCAAUCCAGGCGCCUGAGCUGCCAACCAUGAACCCUCGAUAUAUUACCCGUCCUCACAGAUAUAUAUACGGGGUAAAUUUCACAGGGAACUCUACGUUCUUGGACGGGCUGGUGAAAAUGGAUACCAAGACACAUGAAGCAAAGUACUGGUCUUAUCAUGGACAAAAUGCAGGUGAACCUAUCUUCGUUCCCCGCACCAAGAGUGGCCCGUUUGGAUCAGGCUCGUUAAAUGGCGCUUCUCCUGAUGCUGAAGAUAUCGAUGACGAGGACGAUGGCGUGUUACUGUCGGUAGUCCUUGACGGGCUUUCGGGGAAGUCAUAUUUGCUUGUGCUGGAUGCAAAGACGAUGACAGAAGUCGGGAGAGCGGACGUCCACGGGGCUAUUGGGUUUGGAUUCCAUGGAGUGCAUGUGCGUUCUGAUGGUAAGAUGGUAACAGAUGUCUAA
Arthroderma uncinatum is the source of this 1782-nucleotide messenger RNA. Its product is annotated as carotenoid cleavage dioxygenase 1. Gene Ontology annotation, molecular function: carotenoid dioxygenase activity. The transcript is spliced from 2 exons. The coding region runs from base 1 to 1782 and encodes 593 amino acids. The record is from RefSeq and is a predicted model, not a curated record. Lineage: Eukaryota; Fungi; Ascomycota; Eurotiomycetes; Onygenales; Arthrodermataceae. Gene Ontology annotation, biological process: carotene catabolic process.